GCCUGGACUUCGCCCGGAGGGGAGGGAGGAGCACCUGAACCCUGUCUCCCUCUGCACAGUUCCCACCGCUGAGACAUGGCCACCAACAGCACUGAGGCUGACGCCAGCACCCAGGGGACCGCGGAGGCACCGGUACAGCAGCCCAGCGUGGUGGACCGCGUGGCCAGCAUGCCGCUGGUCAGCUCCACCUGCGACAUGGUGUCGGCCGCCUACGCCUCCACCAAGGAGAGCCACCCCCACGUGCGGACGGUGUGCGACGCAGCAGAGCGGGGCGUGAAGCCCCUCACGGCCGCCGCCGUCAGCGGGGCCCAGCCCCUCCUCUCCAAGCUGGAGCCCCAAAUUGCGACAGCCAGCGGGUAUGCCCACAGGGGCCUGGACAAGCUGGAGGAGAGCCUGCCCAUCCUGCAACAGCCUUCUGACAAGGUGCUAGCGGACACCAAGGACCUUGUGUCCUCCAAGGUGUCGGGGGCCCGAGAGAUGGUGUCCAGCACUGUGUCCAGCGCCAAGGACAGCAUGACCAGCCGGGUGACGGGGGCGGUGGACGUGACCCGCGGCGCUGUGCAGAGCGGCGUGGACAUGACCAAGUCCGUGGUGACCAGCGGCGUCCACUCGGUCAUGGGCUCCCGUGUGGGCCAGAUGGUGCUGAGCGGGGUGGACACGGUGCUGGGCAAGUCCGAGGAGUGGGUGGACAACCACCUACCCAUGACCGACGCCGAACUUGCCCGCAUCGCCACCUCCCUGGAGGGCUUCGACAUGGCCUCCGUGCAGCAGCAGCGGCAGGAGCAGAGCUACUUCGUGCGCCUGGGCUCCCUGUCGGAGCGGCUGCGCCAGCACGCCUACGCGCACUCGCUGGGCAAGCUGCGCCACACCAGGCAGCGCGCGCAGGAGGCGCUGCUGCAGCUGUCACAGGCGCUCAGCCUGAUGGAGACGGUCAAGCAGGGGGUGGACCACAAGCUGGCGGAGGCGCAGGAGAAGCUGCACCACAUGUGGCUCGGCUGGAAGCAGAAGCAACCGCAGGGCAGUGAGAAGGACCCGGCCAAGCCAGAGCAGGUGGAGUCGCAGGCGCUGACCAUGUUCCGGGACGUGACGCAGCAGCUGCAGGGCACCUGCGCCUCGCUGGGGGCCAGCAUCCAGGGGCUCCCCGCCAACGUGCUGGACCAGGCGCAGCAGGCCCGCCGCCAGCUGGAGGACCUGCAGGCCGCCUUCUCCGGCAUCCACUCCUUCCAGGACCUGUCCGCCGGCGUGCUGGCCCAAAGCCGCGAGCGCCUGGCCACGGCCCGGGACGCGCUGGACCGCCUGGUGGAGUACGUGGCCCAGAACACGCCCGUCACGUGGCUCGUGGGCCCCUUCGCCCCGGGCAUCGUCGAGAGGCCCCCGGAGAAGUAAAGGAAGACGCCCGCCACACCACAUCCCAGCCAGGCCGCUUCUAACUGCUCCCCGUCCUCGGCUCCCACCUCGGGACCCAAACUGAGGCGUCGCCCCCACUGACCCUCCUCACAGUCCCUCUGAGCUCGGAGCAAGCACCUUCUGAGUCUCACCCCGCAGCCAGUAGAGAGAAGUUUCUAUAAAAAAAAAAAAAAUUUUUUUCAAGGCCAGCAGGUGGCGUGGUGGUUAGGGCACUGGACUCCCACAUGGCCACCUGUGGUUUGAGCCC
This is a messenger RNA of Tupaia belangeri chinensis (Chinese tree shrew), 1654 nucleotides long. It is a transcript of the gene PLIN3, whose product is annotated as perilipin 3. The record is from RefSeq and is a predicted model, not a curated record. Gene Ontology annotation, biological process: positive regulation of triglyceride storage; lipid storage. The transcript has 7 exons. Gene Ontology annotation, cellular component: lipid droplet; cytosol. NCBI's taxonomy places the organism in Eukaryota, Metazoa, Chordata, Mammalia, Scandentia, Tupaiidae. The coding region runs from base 76 to 1386 and encodes 436 amino acids.